AUGGCCUCUGCGUCCCAGCAGAAGUGCGCUAGAGUGCUCAGCAUUGUGGCCUCCGAGGAUAUUCGAGAGCUGGACUGGAGUCAUAUCCACUUGCUUGUAUCCACUUCAGCAAAAUGCGCAACAAAAAGGCUGACACUCGUGCUUGUCAACAAUGUCUUCGUCGCAAGAUCAGAGGCCCGAUCGAGCUUGUUUCCGUACGUACAACAUUACGUUACCACGAUCACCUCACUGGCCCAAACGAGCGUCGAGUCAGCGACCGUUGCUAUUGAUGUACUAUUAUUCGGAUGGUCCGACCUACAGCUUUCCGCGUACACAUGGGAUCAAGUAUACUCUAACUCUCCUAGUCAUGUCAAGCAGAUCAUCGGCGACGCUCCUUAUUGUCAAAUCGAGCCUAUAAUUCGAGUGCUUCCGUCAACGAAUACGGAGCGGAUGUGUGCGGACGAUAUUGCGAUUGACACAGUCAGCGCUUCGCCGAGCGACCCAUCGCAUAAGAAGCUCCAUCAGCUUUCAGAAUCAUUCGAGAGGCGUCAGAGUGCGGUAAGGCAAUUCAUAGAGGGCUUCCAGACGUUCGAAAGACGCCCAUUCGAGCUGAAGGUGGUGCCGCGACAGAAUUAUGGCCCCCAAGUCUCCGAGCCAAAAUUAGAUGCGGUUGUCUUGUCUACAGAGUCAAUGCAUCAUGGUGUUAUAGUAAACCGCCUUCGAGUCGAAGCGGACCUACCACCGGUCAGAGUCUUUGUCGUGGAUGUCGUUCAAGCAGCCGGUUCAACAUUCUCCUACGACAAUGCUCAUAAAUUGAUGACACGAAUGAGCUCAUCCUUGAUCCGAGAGUCGCUUGACAAGCGUGCUCUGAAGUUCAUCCUUCUGAAUGGCUUCGCCGGUGUCGGGAAAUUCACGAUUGCCUCUAAAUUAGCGACUUAUCUCGCUUUCGCUGGACUCGAGGCACGAGUCGUGCACAAUCAUCUUCUAGCUGAUCUUGCAGAUGCUGUGCGUUCAAAAACAGCACCCACAUACCAGACGUUUCGCCGGCAGCUGCGGGACCUGGUAUUCGAUGCGAUCAGCACAGAUGAGCAUAUAUUGCCCGGUACAGCUUUUGUCUUUACUGGAAACUUCUCACAGAGCAUGGUCGGUCAAACGGCAGCACAGGAGUACGCGACUGCUGCCUCACGUUGUGGCGCCUCAUUCAUACCCGUCACUAUACAUUGCAACAUCGAAGAGCUCGAGCGGCGCAUAGUAUCUAGAAGUCGAUCCGAGGUAUCAUCGCGCAAGCUGCUGGAUCCUGCGCGCGGUGCAAAGAUCGCAACGCAGAAGGUGCUAUACAUAUUUGAGAAUACACAGGCAUUGAGCCUAGAUGUCUCUUUGAUGUCUGCAGAACAAGCUGCGAAACGUAUUGCCGAGCACGUCGAGAAGGUCCACCAGAAGAGAGAGAUAUAG
Molecule: messenger RNA, 1431 nt
Organism: Penicillium psychrosexuale
Lineage: Eukaryota; Fungi; Ascomycota; Eurotiomycetes; Eurotiales; Aspergillaceae
Exons: 3
Coding region: 1-1431 (476 amino acids)
Source: RefSeq, a predicted model, not a curated record